Molecule: messenger RNA, 2215 nt
Organism: Pseudocercospora fijiensis CIRAD86
Lineage: Eukaryota; Fungi; Ascomycota; Dothideomycetes; Mycosphaerellales; Mycosphaerellaceae
Exons: 2
Coding region: 97-1839 (580 amino acids)
Biological process (GO): mitochondrial unfolded protein response; protein import into mitochondrial intermembrane space; apoptotic mitochondrial changes
Cellular component (GO): mitochondrial matrix; mitochondrial inner membrane
Molecular function (GO): ATP-dependent protein folding chaperone; protein-folding chaperone binding; ATP binding
Source: RefSeq, a predicted model, not a curated record
AUUCUGACAACAGUGCUGAUCCGAUCUUUCAUCUGGAGGAGUCGCGGAGUUUUCCAUCAUCAAUCGAAUUCUGUUUAGCUGGAGAAGACGACCACCAUGCAGCGCGCUUUCUCUUCGGCACCUCGAGCUGUUGCUCGUUCAUCAUCGAGACUGGGUUCGCUCACGCAACAACGCUUCGCACACAAGGAAUUGAAGUUUGGCGUUGAGGGCAGAGCGGCGUUGUUGCAGGGGGUGGAAACGCUUGCGAAGGCGGUUGCUACGACGCUGGGGCCUAAGGGAAGGAAUGUUUUGAUUGAGAGCAGUUAUGGGAGUCCGAAGAUUACGAAAGACGGCGUAACUGUCGCCAAAGCCAUCACGCUCAAGGACAAAUUCGAGAACCUGGGAGCCCGAUUACUGCAGGAUGUGGCCAGCAAGACCAACGAGGUCGCUGGUGAUGGAACCACCACCGCGACCGUCCUCGCCAACGCCAUCUUCUCCGAAACCGUCAAGAAUGUCGCAGCCGGAUGCAACCCAAUGGACCUUCGAAGAGGUACGCAAGCUGCCGUCGAUGCCGUUGUCGAAUACCUCCGAGCCAACAAGCGCGAUAUCACCACUUCCAGCGAGAUCAGCCAGGUCGCGACGAUUUCUGCCAACGGCGACACUCACAUCGGUCAGCUCCUCUCCAACGCCAUGGAGAAGGUGGGAAAAGAGGGCGUCAUCACGGUUAAGGAGGGCAAGACGAUCGCAGAUGAGCUGGAAGUGACGGAGGGUAUGAAAUUUGACCGCGGCUUCAUCUCGCCAUACUUCAUCACCGACACCAAGAGCCAGAAGGUGGAAUUCGAGAAGCCACUUCUCCUGCUUUCUGAGAAGAAGAUCUCUGCUGUUCAGGAUAUCGUCCCCGCUCUCGAGGCUUCGCAGCAGCUCCGUCGCCCACUUGUCAUCAUCGCUGAGGACAUUGACGGUGAGGCGCUCGCUGUGUGCAUCUUGAACAAGCUCCGUGGUCAGCUCCAGGUCGCUGCUGUCAAGGCACCAGGCUUCGGUGACAACCGCAAGAGCAUCCUUGGCGACAUUGCUGUUCUUACCAACGGUACUGUCUUCACUGACGAGCUCGAUAUCAAGCUGGAAAAGGCUACUCCAGACAUGCUUGGAUCCACUGGCUCCAUCACCAUCACCAAGGAGGACACCGUCAUUCUCAACGGCGAGGGCACCAAGGAUGCCGUCAACGUCCGCUGCGAGCAGAUUCGUGGUGUCAUGGCUGACCCAACCACCAGCGACUACGAGAAGGAGAAGCUCCAGGAGCGUCUCGCCAAGCUCUCUGGCGGCGUUGCAGUCAUCAAGGUCGGAGGUGCUUCCGAAGUCGAGGUCGGUGAGAAGAAGGACCGCAUGGUCGAUGCUCUGAACGCUACGCGUGCUGCCGUUGAGGAGGGCAUCCUCCCAGGUGGUGGUACUGCCCUCCUCAAAGCUGCCGCCAACGCUCUCAACGACAUCAAGACUGCCAACUUCGACCAGCAGCUUGGUGUCUCCAUCGUCAAGAACGCCAUUACCCGCCCAGCACGCAUGAUCGUCGAGAACGCAGGCACUGAGGGAUCUGUUGUCGUUGGCAAGCUCAUGGACGAGUUCGGCAAGGACUUCAACAAGGGUUUCGACUCCGCCAAGGGCGAAUACACGGACAUGAUCGCCGCUGGUAUCCUUGACCCAUUCAAGGUUGUCCGAACUGGUCUCACCGACGCAUCCGGUGUUGCAUCGCUCCUCGGAACCACUGAAGUCGCCAUCGUCGAAGCCCCAGAGGAGAAGGGCGCACCAGGCGGCGGUAUGGGCGGAAUGGGUGGAAUGGGAGGCAUGGGCGGAGGCAUGUUCUAAGCUGAUCGCGAAGAGCAUCUCCUCCAUCCCUGUACUCUUUGCCGCUCAACGACAGCAGUUGAUCUCUCAUGAUGUAUGAGUGCGCGUGCCAUGAUACCCAUACCCGGAAGAUGCCGGAAAUUUUUGUACAAAGAAAGAUGAUACUACUACAUUUCGUGCUUGUCGUUUUUUUUUUGGCUGCACAAAAAGAAGCAUAUAUCUCCACUCUACCUACUGGAUGUAUUGCAUGGGGAGGCGGAGGCGGAGGCGGAGGCGGAGGUAAUCUGGCGUUGUACAGAGGAACCGAAGGCAUGGCUUGUAUUAUAUGAUUAGUGUUAUUUUAUUGAUAGCGUUUGUUUUUUGAAAAGUUAGAGAAUUUAUACACAGUUGACUAUAU